AUGAGAGAUGUUGCCUUAUCAGGUGCAGACACUCCAUUGCAUAUUGCUUUCAUGGUGGGAAACCUUCAUUUUGUGAAAGAGGACUUAGAUGUGAUGCUGAAAUUCGCAAAAGAAUUGAACCGCGAGAGUCCAUUGCACAUUGCGACAGCUAAUGGGGAUGUAGAGAUUGUAAAGGAGAUCCUGAAAAUAGAUGGUAGUUUGUGUAUGGUUAAGGGAAAAGACGGAAGAAUUCCCUUUCAUUAUGCAGUGAUCAAAGGGCUCCAUUUGGCAAUGAAAAACAACCAAUUUGAAAGAGCCUGGCAAUGCACCUCAAGACAUACUAUAAAGAGGGUAUAUUGGAUACGAAGGAUGAACAGGGGAAAACCAUCUUGCAUCUUGAAGUCUCCAUAA
Molecule: messenger RNA, 390 nt
Organism: Fraxinus pennsylvanica
Lineage: Eukaryota; Viridiplantae; Streptophyta; Magnoliopsida; Lamiales; Oleaceae
Source: the annotation of a GenBank genome assembly